Sporothrix brasiliensis 5110 is the source of this 990-nucleotide messenger RNA. RefSeq names its product RNA polymerase 2 mediator complex protein. Gene Ontology annotation, molecular function: transcription coregulator activity. Lineage: Eukaryota; Fungi; Ascomycota; Sordariomycetes; Ophiostomatales; Ophiostomataceae. The transcript is spliced from 2 exons. Gene Ontology annotation, cellular component: mediator complex. The record is from RefSeq and is a predicted model, not a curated record. The coding region runs from base 1 to 990 and encodes 329 amino acids. Gene Ontology annotation, biological process: regulation of transcription by RNA polymerase II.
AUGGCGCCCAUAGGGCACUCCGCGACGGCACAGGCCGAGACGGCCAUUCGCGACACCAUCCAGUCGCUCUACAAUGUGAUGCUGCACACAAGCGCCUACGAUGCUGCCGGCUCACACACGUCCCUCGAUGCCCUCGUUGCCGAGGUGCGGAUCCUCUCGCAGGCCCUCCGGGACGUCAACGAAGUCGUCGAGAACGACAACAGCGGCAGCGGCCCAAAUAGCGUCGUCACCCUCGACAGCACCGGCACCGGCCACCGCAGUUUGCCGUCCGUGCCUCGCGACCUUGUCCAGUACGUCGAGGCCGGCCGCAACCCGGACAUUUACACCCGCGAAUUCGUCGAGCUCGUCCGCCGCACCAACCAGCUGCGCGCCGGCAAGCGCGGCGCCUUUGCCCAGUUCCGCGACACGCUGGCGGGGCAGAUCCGGUCGGCGCUGCCGGAGCUGGGCGGGGACGUCGACCGGGUCAUGGGGGCGACGGCGGAGCACCCGAGUCAAGCAGAAGAACGAGGAGAACCACAGACCGGUCCUGGCUCGGCGCAGCCUGCCGCGUCCUUGGACGGCUCCUCCAAGACGACCCUCGUGGGUGAGGCCGAGACGCCUGGAAGCCACGGCGGAUCUGCGCCUGCUGUGGCGGCCACGGCGGCCCCGACGGGAGCAGCAACAACGCACUCCACUGCCAACGUGCCCGCGUCGGCGUCGGCAUCGGCCUCGCCGUUGGCGCAUCCGGGCAGCGGCGGCAGCAACCAAGCAGGCGCAGGAACACCGUCGGCCAACUCGGACGCCGGCAGCGGAACAGGGAGCGGCGGACCCCAUGGAGUCUCGUCCGCGCCGACGACGAUUGACAUGAUGGGCAUCCUGCCGUCGACGCCACAGCCCACAUCCGCGGCGGGUGGGGGGACGGCCAGUGGGAGUGGCAGCGGCGCGGCAGUAGGUGGAGGAGCUGCCGGCAGCGGUGGCGAUGGUGGACAAGAUGCGAUGGAAACAUCGUAG